Messenger RNA from Paramuricea clavata, 397 nucleotides. Lineage: Eukaryota; Metazoa; Cnidaria; Anthozoa; Malacalcyonacea; Plexauridae. The record is from the annotation of a GenBank genome assembly.
AUGGCUGGGGACGACGGUACUUCGAUCACGACUUUGGACGAGGGUACUUCGAUCAGGGCUGGGGACGAGGGUUCUUCGAUCGUGGCUGGGGACGAGGGUUCUUCGAUCACGACUUGGGACGAGGGUACUUCUAUCAGGGCUGGGGACGAGGGUACUAUGGCUGGGAACGAGGGUUCUUCGAUCGUGGCUGGGGACGAGGGUUCUUCGAUCACGACUUGGGACGAGGGUACUUCGAUCAGGGCUGGGGACGAGGGUACUAUGUCUGGGGACGAGGGUUCUUCGAUCGUGGCUGGGGACGAGGGUUCUUCGAUCACGACUUGGGACGAGGGUACUUCGAUCAGGGCUGGGGACGAGGGGACUAGGGCUGGGGACGAGGGGACUAUGGCUGGGGACGAGG